AUGUUAAUUAACAAUAAUACAUUAAACUAAAAGAUUAAAAUCACAAAUAAUGAGAAUAAAAACAAUUAGGAAAGUUAUUUUAAAUAAGAUAAAGAAAAUUAUUAUAACUAAUGGGAAUUAAAAUUAAAAUAGAGGGAAAAUUAGGUAUUUAAAUCAGUCAUAUAUAGUUUAGUUAGAAUAAAAAUAUAAAGAAUUAAAGAAUUACUCUAAAAAAUUGAAGGUUAAGAGUGAUGAACUUUUGAAAUAAAAAUUAGAAUUAGGAGAUAAAAUAGAAAAAUAUAAUAGACUUUUAGAAUAGAUAAUCUAAGUUUAAAUGACAGAUAGAUAGAUCAAUAGAACAGGUUCAUUAACACCAAAUAAUAAUAAAAUAAGAACAAAUAAAAUUGGAAUUAAUGAAUGUUAACAAAGAGUUGCAAAUUUAUUACAAAAAAUUAGACAUACUAGUAAGACUAAUUUAAAAACUCAAUAAUAUUCUUAUUUUGGAAAUAAUUCUGAUUAUGAAGAAAUAUUAUUUAGUAAAAGAUAAAAUCAUUCUACUUCUUUUACAGGAAUUAUGAAUUUAAGUGCAUAAGAUUAAAUUCAUUAAUAACAGUAAUAAUUAUAACAAUAAAAAUAAUAUGAAAUUUAAUAAUAGGAAGAAAUAAAUUAAAAAUCAAGUUUGCUUUGUUGUGAAAAUGAGUUAAUGAAUCAUUAAUUUAAAUUGUAAUAAAUGGAGACUAAUUAAAUGCAAUUUUAUUCGAAAGUAUAUGAAGAAAUGAAUAAAUUAAAGUAAUAAAUUUGA
This is a messenger RNA of Paramecium pentaurelia, 781 nucleotides long. Lineage: Eukaryota; Ciliophora; Oligohymenophorea; Peniculida; Parameciidae. The record is from the annotation of a GenBank genome assembly.